Camelina sativa (false flax) is the source of this 2436-nucleotide messenger RNA. The record is from RefSeq and is a predicted model, not a curated record. NCBI's taxonomy places the organism in Eukaryota, Viridiplantae, Streptophyta, Magnoliopsida, Brassicales, Brassicaceae.
AAACAGAGUCCUCCUCCUCCAAAUACUUUUGUUUAAAAAAGGAAACCCCCAGAGACAGAGAGAAACCAAGUGCACCAAAAAUCCUCUGUUUUAGUUUUCUAAAAAUUCAAAAUCUCUUUGAUCUCCUCGACAGAUCUCUUCUUCUUUGUAUAUAGUAAGAGGUAUAACCGUCGUCAUCUUUUUUUAUCUCUCUCUCUCUCUCUCUCUACCCUUUUUGGAUAUUGAUGUUUUAUCUGUUACAGCUUCUGUUACUAUUUUUAAAAAUCUCUCAGAAAAGUUUCUCUCUUUUAUUGGAAUCAAACCUUGCGUAACACUUGAAGGGCUCCCUUAGGGUUUUUGUCGAUUCCUUUCUUUUACGACUUCGUCUUGCACCAUUGCUUGUUUUUGGCAAUGGGAGCAAUUUAGGUCUCAAAGUUUUGAUUUUUACUUGCGCUUUUUUUUUUUUCCUUCAGAGGAGAUAUUUAUCAUCCCUUGAGAGACGUUUUUGACUCAUUCUUCAAGAGAUGUCAGGUUGUGAAGAAACAAGAGAGAAACUAUCAGAUUCUGAGUGUAUAGAGGAUGAGCCAAGGCGUUCUAGAAUUGGGAAUUUGAGAAAGAAGGCUAUUAGUUGUUCUAGUAAACUUACACAUCCUUUGAAGAGGAAAGGCAAACGUAAAAUCGAUUACUUGAUCCCUUUGAUUGAAGAUGUUAGGGAUGAGGAAGAAGAGAAGAUUGUUUCUCAAUUGCGUCAAGAACUUCUCAAGAAAGAUUUGUUGCCUCCUAGGCAUGAUGAUUACCAUAUGUUGUUAAGGUUUCUAAAAACAAUGGACUUCAAAAUUGACAAGACUGUCACGGCAUGGGAACAAAUGCUUAAAUGGAGGAAAGAUUUUGGAACCGAUCACAUUAUACAGGACUUUAAUUUUAAAGAGUUGGACAAAGUGACAAGGCACUAUCCUCAAGGGUAUCAUGGAGUUGAUAAAGAUGGGAGACCUAUUUAUAUAGAGAGACUUGGGAAAACUCAUCCUGGUAAGCUUAUGGAGGUUACUACCAUAGAGAGAUACUUGAAGUAUCAUGUACAAGAAUUUGAGAGGACCAUUCAAGAGAAGCUCCCUGCGUGUUCAGUUGCAGCAAAGCGACGAGUCACUACAACGACUACAAUACUUGAUGUUGAAGGCCUGGGUAUGAAGAACUUUACUCCUACAGCUGCAAAUCUCUUGGCUAGCAUUGCAAAAGUAGAUUGCAAUUAUUACCCUGAGACUUUGCACCGAAUGUUCAUUGUCAAUGCAGGGAUUGGUUUUAGGAAUAUUCUUUGGCCUGCCGCACAGAAGCUUGUUGAUCCGAUGACUAUUGCAAAGAUACAAGUUUUGGACUCAAGAUCCUUGUCUAAGUUACUUGAAGUGAUUGAUUCCAGUCAACUUCCAGAAUUCUUAGGAGGCUUAUGCAAAUGUCCUAACGAAGGAGGGUGCUUGAGGUCUAACAAAGGACCCUGGAAAGAUCCUGAAAUAGUUGAGCUCGUACAUGACAUGGAAGUAAAUCCUAUACCGCAAACUACAAAAACUCCUCUGCAUAUAAGAGAUCAUGAUUCUACCACUCACAUGAUCCCGCCUAAAGAAUAUUAUAACGAAACUUUAAAAGAAGAGCCAGAGUCUGAAGAACAUUACUAUUCCAGUACUGGGUCAAGAUCUUCAAUGUACACUUGUUUAGUUCCUCCACUCUCUGAUAAGGCUAGUACAUCAGACGGUGAUAAAUUCAUUACCACCGUGGAAUCUAUAGAACCAGCUCAAGGAGAACGGUCUCAAACCCAAACACAUAACAGGAACACUGAUAGUUCUUCUUUUGCCAAUACAUCCAGAAGAGAAGGUGGUCAGAUUUUACGGUUUGGUGCACUUAGAGAGAAAAUCAACGGCGAGAACAUCUUCCUCUUUGUGAAAAUACUACUAGCCUUUCCACUGAAGCUAUUUGCUCUCUUUGCUUUCUUAUUGCCUGGAUACUGGCAAAGACAGAACAAUAAUGUAGUCGUCGUCCCAGCAGAAUCAUCGAUAAACAACCCGGUUCUUGAGUGUUUAGAUCGUCUAAAGAAGAUGGAGAAAAAGUUCACAGAGAUUAGUAGAAAACGUGUAAAAAUCCCGGAAGCAAAUGAGAAGCUAUUAACGCAAUCACUAGAGAGGAUCAAGUCUCUAGAACUUGAUCUCGACAAAACCAAAUCAGUAUUACACUUAACAUUAACAAAACAAGUUCAGAUAACAGAACAGCUUGAAUCUCAUUACCAAGAACGAGGAACAGGAUGCUGUUUCUGAAGCUUUUGGUAUUUGCAAUGAGAUAGAAAAUUCUAUAAGCUGACAGAGACCUUUGGGGUUUUGUAUGUUUCUUCUUCUUUAUAUCCCUUGUAAAAAAAAACACAAAAUAUAUCUAAAAUUUUCGAGUGAGGGAGGCGACUAAUAAUAUCACGUAUAUGUU